GACGCAAUAAUCUGACUCGUAACUUCCUUGUUUUUGUCGGAUCCAUUAAACUGAAACCAUUUAAUGCAUAAACAUUGAAAACAGAGGAGACGUAAUGCAUUUUACCAGAUCUAUCAUUUUAAACAGGCGGAGAAGGCAAGGCUGUAUAGCCUAGGAGCUCUCCUUUCAUCCAUCCUUCUACCCCUCUGUUUAUGUGAAUAAUGAUGCUGUGUUGGGGAAGCAGUGAUUCGGGUCAACUGGGCAUUGGUGCAUCAGAAGUGCCGGUCUUUGAGCCUAGGAACUGUUGCAUGUUUGACGGGAGGGGUCUGAAAGAAGUGGCAUGCGGUAGCCACCACUCACUCUUCCUUUUGCAUGACGGGAGCGUGUAUGCGUGUGGCUCCAACAGCUACGGUCAGCUGGGCCAUGACAAGGGAGGAGCCAGGCCAGAGCUGGUUGGAGCUCUGGAUGCUCAGAAGAUAGCUGGCGUAUCAUGUGGUCAGACUCACUCUCUGGCUGUGAAUGAGCAGGGGCAGGUGUUUGCCUGGGGGGCCGGUGAAGGUGGGCAGCUGGGUCUGGGGACAGCUGAGGAGACAGUCCGGGUGCCCAGGUUGAUUAAAAAGUUAUGUGAGCAUCGAAUCUCACAAGUAAUGUGUGGCAACCAGCACUGUAUAGCACUUUCAAAAGAUGGUCAGCUGUUUGUAUGGGGUGAGAACUCUAGCGGUCAGUUGGGCUUAGGGAAGGGAGAGCCCAGCACUCUGUCUCCUCAACCGCUCAAAUCUCUGAGUGGGAUUCCACUGUCUCAGAUCAGCGCUGGAGGAGACCACAGCUUCGCCUUGUCCCUCUCUGGAGCUGUGUUUGGCUGGGGGAAAAACAGCGCUGGACAACUAGGGCUCAAUGACUCACAAGACCGAGCUGUUCCCUGCCACAUUAAGUUUCUGCGGUCGCAGAAGGUUGUGUACAUCAGCUGUGGAGAGGAGCACACUGCUGCCUUGACUAAGGAAGGGGGUAUGUUCACAUUUGGGAACGGUUCAAGAGGACAGCUGGGCCACGACUCCACCAACAAUGAGCCUCUUCCACGCAGAGUGCUGGAGCUCAUGGGCACUGAAGUGUCUCAGAUCACUUGUGGACGGCAUCACACCCUGGCGUUUGUGCCCUCUACUGGUCUGGUUUAUGCUUUUGGCUGCAAUGCUCAGGGCCAGCUGGGUACAGGGAUGAGGGAAAAUGCCAAGAGCCCACUUCCUGUCAGGAACAUUCAGGCCCGGUGCAUUGGAAAUAUACACACAAAAACAGAGUGCUACACCGUCAGUAAAAUUCACAGUGGAGGCGAUCAUAAUUUCCUGUUGUUGUCUAACAAGAGUUCAUGUUUUCCUGAGGACUUCCGCAUCAUAAAUAUGACCAAAAGCAUUGCUCUGAUUAAUUCUGAGAAUCUGGACUGCUGGAGGAUGAAGCUCCAUGACAACAGCGAUUCAAGCAUCACAAAUGACAUCAUAGUCCUGUUGUCCUCUACUGCGUGUUGGAAUGCUAGCUUCUUGGACCAAAGUGAUGACAGUCAUUUUAAAACCAACCCUAAAGUCCCAGGCAUCGACUUAAACGCUGUCAGGCUGCUGUUUGAGACGUUAAUGAAACCAGCCUUUUCAAGACUGCUGGAGCAGGCCACGAAGAGCUUUGAGAGUCUGCUGAUCCCUCAGCUGCCCUGCUCUCCUCCUGAUGUGGAAGCCAUGAGGAUCUACCUGAUCCUGUCUGAAUGUCCUGCUCUCCAGGACUCCAAAAACUACAUCUCUCUCACCAUCCCUCUGGCCAUGGCCAUUCUCAGACUGGACGCCAACCCCAGCAAAGUUCUUGAUAACUGGUGGUCUCUGGUGGAUUGUGAGGUGUUCUCCAGACUAGUGGAGAUGUAUAAAAGCAUUGUUGUGUUUUUGUUGACUGGUGGUAAAGCUCUCUUGAUGCCUGUGUUUCUGGAGAGCUACAUCAGUGCAGCCCUGAGACUGCUGGAGAAACUUCAUAAGGUGAACUUGAAGGCCCAUCGUGUGGAAUACAACCACUUCUACAUCCCUGAUAUCUCCAGCCUGGUGGACAUCCAGGAAGACUACCUCAAAUGGUUUCUGCGGAAAGCUGAUAUUAAAAUGCGAUACCCUCCAGUGCAAAGUUCUUUUACGUUAUGUGCCUAUCCGUUCAUAUUGAACGCGCAAGCCAAGACAACCGUGCUGCAAACAGAUGCUGAGCUGCAAAUGCAGAUGGCAGUAAGUGGUGCAAACUUGCACAACGUCUUCAUGCUGUUGACCAUGGAGCCUUUGCUGGCAAGAAACCCUUUCCUGGUGCUCCAUGUACGGAGAAACCAUUUAGUGAGUGACGCUCUGCGGGAGCUUACGGUCUACAAUGACAUAGACUUGAAGAAACCACUUAAGGUCAUCUUUGACGGAGAGGAAGCAGUAGAUGCUGGAGGAGUCACCAAGGAGUUUUUCUUGCUCCUGCUGAAAGAGCUCAUGGAUCCGAUCUACGGCAUGUUCACCCAGUACAGCGAGUCCAAUCUGCUCUGGUUCUCUGACAAAUGUUUUGUGGAGCACAAUUGGUUCCACCUGAUUGGGAUAAUUUGUGGUUUGGCUAUUUAUAACUCCACUGUGGUGGACCUACACUUCCCUCUGGUUCUUUACAAGAAGCUUCUAGAUGUUUCACCUACUCUUGAGGACCUGAAAGAGCUUUCUCCUACAGAGGGCAGGAGUCUUCAACAGCUUUUGGAGUUUGAGGGAGAUGUUGAGGAGACCUUCUGUCUGAACUUUGCAAUCACAAGAGAGUAUUAUGGGAUCACAGAGGUGAAAGAGCUGGUACAGGGAGGGAAAACCAUCGCUGUGGACAAGACAAACAGGAAGGAGUUUGUUCAGGCGUAUCUGCAGUAUGUGUUCAGUGACUCGGUUCAGGAGCUGUAUUCGGCCUUCUCCAGCGGUUUCUUGAAGGUCUGUGGUGGGGAGAUCCUUUCUCUCUUCCAGCCCUCUGAGCUCAUGGCCAUGGUGGUGGGCAACAACAACUACAACUGGGAGGAAAUGGAGAAGAAUGCCACAUACAAGGGCGAGUUCUCUGCUUCCCACCCGACAGUGAGGAUGUUCUGGGAGGUGUUUCAUGACUUCCCUUUGGAGAAAAAGAAACAGUUUUUAUUGUUCCUUACAGGCAGUGACCGCAUCCCUAUCCACGGUAUGGCCAGUUUACGCAUAGUCAUCCAAUCGACCGCCGCGGAAGAGCACUACCUGCCUGUGGCUCACACUUGCUAUAACAUGCUAGACAUGCCCUGCUACCAGACCAAAGAGACCUUACGGCACCGCCUCACACAGGCUGUGGAGCAGUACGAGGGCUUCAGUCUGGUCUGAGCGGGACUGCCGGGUACCGAGGUAGGGCUCCGGAGGUCUGGAAGCCGGUUGAAGGGAUCUUUGAGCAUCUGCUGACACUGCACUUUAAACUUGUGAAGAAAAAGGAACUAAAGCUGCUUUCGCAUUUACUUUACCACAGAAGAGCACAUACUGCAUCUAAUAUAAGUAAAUCUAUUAUUUUCCUAUUUUUUCAGAGUGACUCUGACCUAAUUUGGUUGCAUCAGAUGUAAACAAUUUUUCUUUGUUUUUUUUUGUUAUCAAAGUUUAUAUUUUUAAAUAAUUAGAAAAAAAAUAUUAUUAGGAUGGCGUAGUCGGCAAAAUAAAUUAAAGAUUAACAUUUCUUUAUAUAUUUUGUAAAUAUCAUUAAUGUUUUUGAAUUCAAACAGGUAGAUUGCUCUGUCUAAACCACAAUAAUUUGCUAUUUUUACUUUCUGGUAAGACGCAAACAAAUUUGGAACAAAUUUGCUAGUUAAAAUGCACAAAAUGCCCUCCUUUGCUUACUAUUGACCAGCGGUAUGCAUUUAAAGAAAUAUCCCGGGUUCAGUGCAAGUUAAGCUCUAUUGACGGCAGUUGUGGCAUACUGUUGAUUACCACAAACAUUUUUUUGACAAGUCCUUCCUUUAAAAAAAAAAAAAAUCUGAAAAUCUGGGUUACAGUGAGGCACUUACAGUGAUGUUUUUAUGGUUUACAGUGUUAUAUCGUCAUUGGAUAGAAAUUUUAAUAGAAAAGGUUAGUAAGCGAUUUUAUCACACUAAAAUCAAGUUAACACGCAUAUUGUAUAUGACUUUUUGCCAUACUUUUGACACGGUGAGUAUUUUAACGUUUACGGAUUGGCCCCAUUCACUUCUAUUGCCUCAGUGUAACCUAGAUUUUUGCUUUUUUUUUUUUUUAAAGAAAAGGAAGGACGUCAAAACUAAUUUUUGUGGUAAUCAACAUUAUGCCACAAAUGCUGUUGAUUGUACCUUGUAUUGAACCCGGAAUAUUCCUUUCAUGUCUAUCCAGAAAGAGAUCUCUGUUACAAGCCUCUCCUCCAAAUUGGGAGCUCGUCCAGGAUCAAGAAAAUUAAACCACCAAUAAAACGCACCAGACGGACGGUUUCAGACCCAACACACUAAAGGGUUUUAAUGUAAGAACAAAUCCCACUGUUCCGAGCUUUACUCUUUCCGUCUGUGCUCAAAUUACACAGAUUAUGUAGUUCCGCACUUUCUAAAUUCAUUGAAAUGUAUUUUUUUCCAUUGAUGUACAUUUUCAUGUCAUUAGAAACAUAACAUGUCUCUUCUUAAUGAUAGGCAUGCGUGGACGUGCCAUGCUGGGGGUGGACGCUGAAGCUGCUUUUUGUAAAAUGUUGCAUUAUUUAAUCAAUGUAAAAAAAAAAUAAAUACAUGAGUGGCUUUGGUUGAGAUUUUGUUGAAAAACGUGAUCCAGCAAUAACUACUGGUUGAUGUGUACUAGUUAUGGUAUUUUAAAUAAGUUUUAAUCUGACAAAUGUGAAUAUUUUUAACAGUUGCAUAAUUUUUCCAUUCAAUCCAUUGCAGUUUUCGAUCAAGUCCCUCCUGUUAUCUCGCAGAAAGGUCAUCUUAUAUACUGUAAAGGGGAUUUUGUUUUGUAAUCAUGCUUUCUUAAUGAACAGAGUUUUAGAGUUGGUUUGCCAUUACAAAUGGAUCAGAGUGACUUGCUUACGGUUCCUCAAUAGUCCUUGGUGUGUUGACAGAGAAUGAUAUGCGACUUCUAAUGGACCACAGUGAUGUUGUUUGCUGAGCCCUGUGGUCAGGUGUUUUGCAUCUAGCUGCAUGAGAUGUAUAUGUUUUUCCAUCAUGUACAGUCACGUAAAGAAGUGUUCCUAUCCAACUUAAUCCUUUCUGUCAAUGUAUGCAAACAAGGGCUUCUUAGUGGCUGAUGCAUUGUUAUUUUAGUAAAGUAUAUUUACUUUUAUAGCUUUCAAAUGAAAUAUAUUGUUUUAUCUAUUUUUUCCAAAACAAUAAAAUUAUAAUUUCACUUCA
This is a messenger RNA of Myxocyprinus asiaticus (Chinese sucker), 5338 nucleotides long. Its product is annotated as probable E3 ubiquitin-protein ligase HERC3. The transcript has 25 exons. Lineage: Eukaryota; Metazoa; Chordata; Actinopteri; Cypriniformes; Catostomidae. Bases 201 to 3338 code for a protein of 1045 amino acids. The record is from RefSeq and is a predicted model, not a curated record. Gene Ontology annotation, molecular function: ubiquitin-protein transferase activity.